Molecule: messenger RNA, 978 nt
Organism: Penicilliopsis zonata CBS 506.65
Lineage: Eukaryota; Fungi; Ascomycota; Eurotiomycetes; Eurotiales; Aspergillaceae
Exons: 2
Coding region: 1-978 (325 amino acids)
Source: RefSeq, a predicted model, not a curated record
AUGCCCGUCAACAAGCAGCUGCCCAACAAGGUGGUCUCGCUCGAUGCCCAGGAGGGGGAGGCCAGUGAUGACGAUGACAGCUUCUCGUCGGCGAGCAGCAUCACGUACAGCGAAUACGGCGAUCUCGGGAUUGAGUUCCGGCAGGAAAAGUCCGACCGGCUGGGCAACGCCAUCGGUGAGUCUCAUAGCGCGUGGAGCGAGGGGGAGCGCGAGCUCUUCAUGCGGCUUGCCAUGCGCGGGUUCGAGCCCAUCGUCCCCAAGGACUGGCGGUUGGAUUUUGCGACGCUCCCGAAGCUCCUGUUUGCCCGGUCUGUUCGUGAAAGUUCAUUGAUCAGUGCGGUCAAGAGGGGAUCGAGUUUCUACGCUAUCAAAUCCCUUUCCAGGCUGUGUACUCUAGGCGGAAGAGUCCGAGACUGCGACGUCCGCCGCAUCAGCCCGGCGCAUGUUAUCAAACGAGGGGUCGACAAUUACCUCAACUGGGCCUUUUACGACGGCAGCCUCAAGGCCCGCUCUCGCGCGCUGCGCACCCAUGUCUUCUACACCAAGAAACGGAGGGAGGCGACUCGCGACGCAUUGGAACGGGUCAACCGCCGGCUGUGUGCGCUCGCUCAACGCUACCAAGACGCUGCAAUCAUGGGAACUACAUCAACGCCAGCAGAAGCAGAAGCAGCAGAAGGAGAAGGAACGGGGAUGGAACCAGUUCACACUGUGACUUUCCCCAUCCUGGUAGGCUUCCUGGUGUGCGGUCCACUCCUGGUGAUCGUUACCCUGGACUCGACACCAACCAGCAACGCCGUAAUGCGCUUCAUCUGCCAGUUUGACAUGGGCGAGUCCGGCCAGGACGUCUGGAACGCGCUGGCAGUGGCGAUUGCCGUCAUGCAUAUCCGGACGACAAUGCGUACCAUUGAGGCAGAGUGGCAGCAGGGACUGUGGAAUCUUCCUGAUGGCCGGCGUGGUGGAGAGGAUCUGGAUUUCUAA